AUAUUGUGCUUAUUUCUUCAUCUGCUCAGGGAAGCCAGACAGCUUUGGGGUGGCAUUCAAAGUUCAGGUUAAAAAGGGUGAAGUUUCUAACUGAGCACCUUGCUGGACAAUGACUCCUCCUGAAAGCAAACACCAGGCAGUGCCAAUGGAAAGAAGUUGGAAUGCCCUUAAAAAAAUCCCCAAGCUUUCCCCCAUGGCUUCAGAAUGAGCUAUAAAACGUAGCUGCAAAGAUGGCCCUGUGGAAUCUUCAUUUUGGUCUCAAUUCCGGCCAUUAAACACAAUGAGAAGGUGAUGCAGCAGGAGUUGAGCUCUGAUAGUGCUGCCAACACCUUGGAGAAGGCACCUCUUAAUUUUCCUUUAAGGCCAUGGACCUGGAGCCUUCCUGAGGGGGUGGAGGAGUGGAUAUUCCUUCAGAACAAAAGCUUCUGGAGUUGAAAUAUAAGAGGACUGCCCAACAGGAAAGUGGCCUCUGUAUCACUGCAGCACCUCCCAGUAAACCUGGAGGGUUUUGUAUUGGAACUCCUCACAAGCUCCCAUGGCUCAGGCUUUGAGUUGGCUGAUUUUGUUGUGGAGCCUGAGGACCUUCCCCAGAGGGGUCUCUUCCCUCUCAGCUGGCUGCAGCACGGACUGCCAGAGCCACUGCCUCAUAGACUGCAGGCAGGGGCAUUAUUACACAGCUGGCAACUGCCUGGAGUGCCCAGCAGGGUUCUACUGCCCUGGAGGCCAAGCAGCUCCAAGGAAAUGCCCUGUGGGAACUGCCAAUGAACUGACUGCUCAGGGAAACCUCUCAGCUUGCCAGGUUUGUCCCCGUGGCUACCUCAGCCUGGAGAGCAGGGCCGGCUGCCGAGCAUGUCCCGAGGGAUAUUCCUGUGAUCCAGGCACGGGCAUCCAGAGGAGCUGUGGGCCUGGUCAGCACUCACCAGAGGGAGAGCUGGACUGCAGGGAGUGCCCAGAGAGACACGUGUGCCCCGAUGGACGGAGCACACAGCACUGUUUGGCAGGUCAGCAGCCAAACCCCACUCGCACCCUCUGUGUCACCUGCACUCCUGCCUCCCUCUCAGCUGAGGACACUGAGCCCUGCCAACCCUGCCCAGCAGGUCACUUCUGUCCUGAUGGCCUCGAAGUCCCUCCAUGCCCAGCUGGGAGCUUCAAGCCCAAGGAGGGAGUUCCCAGAGCCAGCAGCAGCUCCUCAAGCUUGCCAGGAAGUGGCUUGUGUUCGAGGUGCCCUGCUGGGUAUUUCUGCCCCGCUGGAGCCAGGUUCCCAGUGCCCUGCCAGCCAGGCACACACAACCCUCUGCCAGGACAGGAUGAGGCUGCUGACUGCAGAGCCUGCCCAGCAGGGAGGGCUUGCACCCAGGCUGGCCUGGCCCAGCCUGACACAGAGUGCUCAGCAGGGUACGUGUGCCCCGCGGGGUCAGCCAGCCCUCAUGCCCCCAGCAAUGCCUGUCCUCCAGGAACACUUGGCAACCACUUCAACCUCUUUGACAAGUCCCAGUGUGAGCCCUGCCCUGCAGGAUUUGUCUGUGCCAGAGGAACAGGGGGGAAGCAGAAGCCUCCCAGCCCAUGUCCAGUUGGUCACUACUGCCCGCCUGGCACCAGGCCCCUGGCCCAGCUCCGGUGUGCCGCGGGCACCUGGAGCAACAGGACCAGCCUGGCCUCGGCUCAGGAGUGUUCCCCAUGCCCUGCGGGCUGGUUUUGCCUGGGAGGAGCCCGUGUCCCUACUGGGAGAUGCAGCUCAGGGCACUACUGCCCUCCAGGCGCCUGGAGGAGCACCCAGUUCCCCUGCCCUGCAGGAACCUACAGCACGCGGCUGGGCAGGGGCAGGCUGGAGGAUUGCUCUGCCUGCCCUGCCGGAGCCUUCUGCCCCCCUGGCACCUCCAAACCAGUGCUGUGCCCAGUAGGAUCCUUUCGCUCGGCCCCGGCAGCGGAGGCGGCUGCAGACUGCACCCCCUGUCCUGGGGGACAUCACUGCCCCGAGCUGGGCACCGUCACCCCUCGAGCUUGUGGGGCUGGCAACUUCUCGGAGCCGGGCUCAGCCUCUUGCUUGCCCUGCAGAGUUGGGCACUACUGUGCCAGUGAGAGCACCAGCCUGGAGGUGAUGCUGCUGGCCAUGGUGUGCCCAGCAGGGCUCCUGUGCCCGGGGGGACAGGCAGAUGUCCCAGAUGCCACUGCCAACGCCUGCCCACAGGGACACUUCUGUCCCCAGGGAGAUGCUGCUCAGCCUUGCCCCAAUGGCACCUAUGGUGAGCAGAGGGGACUGAGCAGUGCUGCUGGAUGCUCACCCUGCCCUGCAGGGAAGUUCUGCUACACAGAUGGGACGGAGCCUCCAGGAAUUCCUCACCCUACAGGGGAUUGCCCAGCUGGCUACCUGUGCCCUCCAGGGACUGGAUUCCCCUUCUCCUUCCCCUGCAUGCCAGGCAGCUUCUGGGAUAACUCCAGCACAGAGGGAGAAGGUGUUUGCAAGCCCAGCCCAGCCGGGCACUUCUGUGACUCCCCUGCCCUGACGGAGCCCAAGCCCUGCCCAGCAGGUUUUUACUGCGCUGAAGGCAGCUCCAAGCCUGAGCCCUGCCCAGAGGGGACAUUCAGUGACAGGCAGGGGUUGUCUGGACCCUCGGGGUGCAGCCCCUGUGCUCGGGGUUCCUACUGUGCUGCCCCAGGACAGACCGGGCCAAGUGGGCCUUGUGAGGCUGGAUUUUACUGUCAGGGCAGGGCUCUGACUCCAUGGCCCACGGAUGGUGUGACAGGAGCUGUGUGUCCUGCUGGCUCCUACUGCCCACCUGGCUCUGCCUUCCCCAUCCCCUGCCCUCCAGGGACUUUCAGCAACAUCAGUGGGCUGAGGAGCCUCCAGGAGUGCUUGGAUUGCCCACCUGGCUUGUAUUGUGCUGGGACAAACAACCAAGCUCCCUCAGGACCUUGUGAACCUGGAUACUUCUGCACAGGAGGGGCCAAAAGCGCUCUCCAGCACGUGGUGGUGAAGGGACAUUAUUCCUUAGCAGGAGCUUUCAAACCAGAGCCGUGUCCCCUUGGCACCUUCCAGCCUGGCCGUGCUCAGUCUCUCUGUAGGGACUGCCCUGAGGGUACUUUCUGCAGUGAGCCAGGCCUGGCUGCCCCCCAGGACUGUCCCAAAGGGCAUUUCUGCCUGGCUGGCAGCUUCUUGCCUCUCCCAUGUCCGGUGGGAACGUACACGGAUGUGGAGAGGGCAGGUUCCUGCAAGCCCUGCCCUGCAGGGAUGUUCUGCAGCAGGGCUGGGCUGCCUGAGCCAGAGGGACAUUGCCAGCCGGGCCAUUACUGCAGUCAGGGCUCCAGCACCUCCUCACCCGUAGGGCUUCCAUUUGGAGAUCUUUGCCCACGAGGACAUUAUUGCCCCGCUGGCACCGGGCACCCCAAGGAGAUGCCGUGUCCUGCUGGCACCUGGAAUGGCCAGAGAGGAGCCCAGGAUGUCACUUGGUGCCUGCCUUGUGCCCCUGGGUUUUUCUGCAACGUGUCUGGCCAAGAUGCUCCUGUGGGACUUUGUGCACAAGGCUAUUACUGCACGGGAAGGACAACGACUGCAACGCCAGAGGAUGGUGUCACCGGAGAUCUCUGUCCUCGGGGACAUUUCUGCCCUGCAGGCUCAGCAGCACCUUCCCCCUGCCCCAGUGGGGAAUACAGCAGUGCCACAGGUCAAGACAAAUGCUUUCCUUGUCCUGCUGGGUUUCACUGCUCAAAAGGGCUCAGGCGCCGCUGCCCUCCUGGGUUCUACUGCCCUCAGAAAACUGGGAUCGGAUUUUAUCCUUGUCCUCCUGGGACUUACAACCCCUCCUAUGGCCUGAGCCGUGCUGAGAGGUGCCAGCGGUGCCCUGCAGGGAUGUUCUGUGGAGAAUGGGGAUUAUCCUCUCCCAGUGGUCCCUGCUGGCCAGGAUUCUUCUGCACAGCAGGAGCAAGUGUCCCAAACCCCAGUGGAGCCACAAACACGAGCAGUGGUGGCCCCUGCCCACCUGGACACUUCUGCCCAGCUGGCACCAGUAUCCCCCAGCGAUGCCCUGUGGGCACUUACUCAGACAGGCUCCACAACUGGCAGGAUUCCAGCUGCACUGAGUGUCCACCUGGCCACUUCUGUGGCUCCCCGGGCCUCAAAGCCCCCUCAGGACCCUGCUCACCUGGGUACUUCUGCCAGCCUGGGGCUUCCUCACCGUCACCGCCUGGUGUGUGGGAGAAAGGAGGCCCUUGCCCUGUGAGCCACUUCUGCCCUGAAGGGAGCAGCUCUCCCCUUCCCUGCCAUGCAGGGACUUACAACAACCUCUCCCGACAAGCUGCCUGCUUCCCCUGUGCUGCGGGCUACUUCUGCCCAGAAAACACCACCAGCUACAGCUCAAACCCCUGCCCAGCUGGAUUUUACUGCCCCAAAGGCACCAAGUUUGCCACUGAGUUUCCCUGUCCCAGGGGUUACUACAACCCCGACCCCAUGACCCAGAGCUUGGACAGCUGCCUGCCCUGCCCACCUGGGCACUACUGCGGGAAGGAGGGGCUGACAGCUCCCUCAGGCAGGUGUGACCCAGGCUGGUUUUGCAUCUCAGCAGCCUGGACCUCCCAGCCCUUUGACCUGGACAACUACACCAAUGCCAACUGCCUGUGCCCGGCCACUGCCACCGGGGGGAAGUGCACAGCUGGCUUUUAUUGUCCCCAGGGAAGCCCAGAGCCUCUUCCUUGCCCCCUGGGGCUCUUCUGCAAUGCCUCAGGGCUGCCUGUCCCCAGCGGGGAAUGUGCUGCUGGGUUUUACUGUGCAGGGGAAGCUGCUGGCCCUAAACCCACGGAUGGUGUGACUGGGAACAUUUGCCCUGUGGGCUCUUACUGCACUGCAGCAUCAGCAGCGCCCCAGCCCUGCCCAGCAGGCACCUUCUCCAGCCUGCCAGGGAGGAGAGCACUUUCUGAAUGCCAGCCUUGCCCCUCUGGCUUCUACUGUGAGGAACCUGGCCUCAGUGCCCCAACUGGGGAGUGCUGGGAAGGUUUUUACUGUGACAGCCAGCAAGGACCAGUCACUGAUGUCACCCUCUACCCCUGCCCACAAGGCUUUUACUGCCCAGCAGGGACCAGCAGGAGCUCUCAGCACAGCUGCCCUGCAGGGACCUUCGGGCCGAGGCAAAAACUGAAAUCUGUCCAGGAAUGUCAAAGAUGCCCAGCAGGAAAAUACUGUGAACUCCCUGGCCUUGCUGCCCCAACAGGAGAUUGUGCUGAGGGCUUUUGGUGUAAAAGCGGUGCCCGGGUGAGAAACCCCCGGGAUGGAGAGUCAGGGCUGCCGUGCCCUGCUGGUCACUACUGUCCUGAAGGUGCCCCAGUGCCACUGCAGUGCCCUCCUGGCACGUGGUCAGGCCGGGAGGGCAGGAGGAACGUGCAGGAAUGCCAGCCCUGUCCUGGGGGACACUUCUGCAAUGGCUCUGGGCAGAGGGCACCCUCGGGGCAGUGCAGCCCUGGGUUCUACUGUGCCAGCGGCGCCCAGACCCCGACUCCCACCGAUGGCCUCUCAGGAGCUCCGUGUCCAGUCGGUCACUUCUGUCCCCGGGCCUCCAGGAGCCCAGUCCCAUGUCCCCCUGGCUCCCACGUGCCCCAUUCCCAUGGGGAGCAGUGCCAGGCUUGCCCAGAGGGUCAGUACUGUGUGUCUGGUGAGGAGGCAGCGCCGUGUCCCCAGGGGUACUUCUGUCCCCAGGGCACAGCUCUUCCAAUUGCUUGCCCAGCAGGAUCCUAUAACCCUUCACAGAGCCAAACCAGCUGCCUGCUGUGUCCUGAAGGGUUCUUCUGCCCCAAGAAUUCCUCUUCCUUUCUGGAGAAUGAAUGUCCCCCUGGCCACUACUGCCCUGCAGGCACUGCCUCUGCAGCUCAGUUCCCAUGUCCUAAAGGGACUUACAACCCCCAAGCUGGCAGCAGCCUGAGGUCCCACUGCAGCCCCUGUGAGCCAGGGCACUUCUGUGCACUCCCUGGGCAGUCCCAGGUGACAGGACCCUGCCUGGCCGGGUUCUACUGCACUGGAGGAGCUCCCAGUCCAACCCCCAGCGAUGGCCUGGUGGGGAACAGGUGCCCCCAGGGAGCCUACUGCCCUCUGGGCUCUGCCUCCCCACUGCCCUGCCCUCCUGGCCAGUACAGCAGCUCAGCUGGGAACACUGGGAUCCAGGACUGCCUCCUGUGUGAUGCAGGAUAUUUCUGCAAUGGCACUGGACUUGUGUCUCCCACUGGAUUGUGUGAGGCUGGGUUCUACUGCAGUGGAGGGAGCCUAUCUCCCAAACCUCCCAGGCCAACAGGCAGUGGAGGUCCGUGCCCCCCUGGCCAUUACUGCGAGGUGGGCAGCAGCAGAGCCCAGCCGUGCCCUGCAGGGACCUACAGCCCGUCCUGGAGCGGGACACGGUGCCUGGAGUGCCCAGAGGGCUUUUACUGCACCUCUGCCUCCACCAACUACACAGAUUGUCCUCAAGGUCACUACUGCCCCAGGAACACAGAAUUUGCCACGCAGCAUCCUUGUCCCGCCGGAACCUACAGCGAAGCCCUGAAUCUCUGGGAUGCUUCCAAGUGCCAGCUGUGUCCUCCUGGAAGGGUCUGUUCCAGGCCAGGCUUGGCCAGGCCAGAUGGACUCUGCGUGCCUGGGUGGUUUUGUCCACCUGGAUCCACAUCAAGCAAGCCAGUGUUUCCUGGAAAUUACUCUGGAAAGGCAGCUCCAGCUCCAGGAUCUGUUGGGUUGUGCCAAGCAGGAACUUUCUGUCCUGCUGGGUCAUCCCUUCCUCUUCCUUGCCCUCCAGGUUGGUUCUGUGCCAGCCCGAAGCUGGCAGCUCCAUCGGGUCCCUGCGAGGCUGGGUUCUACUGCACGGGAGGCUCCACAAUCCCAAACCCCAGGGAUGGAGCAGGGGGAAACCUCUGUCCCCAAGGCCACUUCUGUCCUGCAGGGAGUUAUUCCCCAUCUCCGUGUCCCCCAGGCUCCUUCUUGCCUCAUCCUGGUGGCCACUCAGCACAGGACUGCCAGCCCUGCUCCCCGGGCUGGUUCUGCCCCCAGCAUGGCCAGAGCUCCCCGGAGGGCUUGUGUAAGGAAGGAUGGUUUUGCCCUGCAGGCUCUGCGUCAGACCAGCACUCAGAUUAUUUGUGUCCUGUGGGUCACUACUGCCCCCCUGGCAGCCCGGAGCCCGUGCCCUGUCCCCCUGGAGAAUACCAGGAGCAGGCUGGGAAGGGCCAGUGUGAAACAUGCCCAGCAGGAAUGUUCUGUGCCCCACAAGAGCACCCAGGUGAUGUCCAAGAGAACAUCCACGGUGUGGCCAAAGCCCUGGAAUGCCCAGCAGGACAUUACUGCCCGCCAGGAACAAGGGCUGCCAACCAGUAUCCGUGUCCAGAGGGCACCUACAGCCACCAGCCUGGCCUGGCAAACCCCAGGGACUGCAGGCCUUGUGCUGGGGGCACGUUCUGUGCCAGGGCAGGACUCUCAGCCCCAAGUGGUCCGUGCUGGCCUGGGCAUUUCUGCACUUCCCAGGCCCGUGUGCCCAACCCUGUCAGUGAUGGGACAGGGGGUCUAUGCCCAGCAGGGCAUUUCUGCCCUCCAGGGAGCCCUGAGCCACAGCCCUGUCCCAGCAGCACCUUCCUGCCCCAGUCCGGGAUGGGUUCCCGUAAUUCCUGCCUGCCCUGUCCUGCAGGGAAGUUCUGCCAAGGAGAAGGCCUGGCUGCUGUAUCUGGACCGUGUCAGGCUGGGUAUUUCUGUGACCCUGGCUCCACACAGCCAGACCACAGGCUCUGCCCCGCUGGCUCCUACUGCCCUGAAGGCUCUGAAUUCCCAAUCCCCUGCAGCCCAGGAAGCUUCAGCCCUGUCAGUGGGAAAGGGCAGGCAGCAGACUGUGAGCUGUGCCCCGCUGGGCACUCCUGCAGCGGUCCUGGAGCACAAACUCCUGAGCUGUGCCCUGCUGGGCACUUCUGUCUGCCAGGGACCAACUUCAGCACGGAGCACCCAUGUCCCAAGGGCACCUUUGGCCCCAGGACUGGUGCCACCAGCGAGUCUGACUGCGAGCCCUGCCCAGCAGGGAUGUAUUGCUCAGCUCCAGGUCUAUCCCAGCCCUCUGGAUUUUGUUACCCAGGUUAUCACUGUGCCAAGGGAGCCAUCAGCCCAGCCCCCUUCAAGCAUAGGGUGGAAUCCUCCAGCCCUGCCCUGCCUGGCAAUGACAUCUGCCCCGUGGGCCACUUCUGCCCCCGUGGCACUGGGCACCCCAGGCCGUGUCCCCCUGGAUCCUUGUCCAGCGCCGUGGGCCUGGGGGCAGAGGAGCAGUGCCAACCCUGCCCAGCUGGGAGGGUUUGCAGUGGCCCAGGGCUGGCUGAGCUGGCCCAGACGUCUCUGUGUGACCCAGGCUAUGUUUGCCUGGAAGGAAACUCUGCUCCCUGCCCUUCGGAUGGGAUCCAUGGAUACAGAUGUCCCCGUGGCUCCUACUGCCCCGCGGGCUCGGGGCUGGAGCUGCCGUGUGAGCCUGGCACCUUCAGCCCCGUGCCCGGGGCCAGCGCCUGCCUGCCCUGCCCGGCUGGCACGUCCUGUGGCAGUGCUGGCACCGUGCAGCCCCUCAGCUGCCCCAGAGGGUACUACUGUCCAGGCCACACUGCCGUCCCCCUGCCGUGCCCCGAGGGGACACUGAACCCCUUGGAUGGGGCACUGGCACCCACAGCCUGCAGGCAGUGCCCCGUGGGGAGAUACUGCAGGGGAGAGGCCAACUGGGAGCCUGAUGGUCUGUGCUCGGCCGGGUACUUCUGUGAAGGGGGAGCCACCGAUGCCACCCCACGUGGGACAGCUGGGUUCCCUCUCAGCGGGCCCUGCCCUCUGGGGCACUACUGUCCAGAGGGAACUCCUUUCCCAGUUGCCUGCCCAGUUGGGACCCUCAACAACGCCACUGGAGGCAGCUCCCAGGCCAGCUGUGUGCCCUGCUACCCCGGGGCUUUCUGUGCCAGCGUUGGGCUGAGUUCUCCGACAGGACCUUGUUCUGAGGGGUUUUACUGCCCAGCAAACUUCAGCUCUGCCAGCCCCACGGCAUUCCUGUGCCCCAAGGGUCACUUCUGCAGGUCAGGGACAGCCCUCCCGAGGCCGUGCCCUGCUGGGCAGUACCAGCCAGCCACAGGCUCUGCCUCCUGCAUCCCGUGCCAGAGAGGAUUCUACUGCCAGGAGCUGGUGGCAGGGGAUGCCAGGCGCUGCCCACCUCAUUGCUACUGUCCCACAGGGACACGAGUUCCUCUCACCUGUCCUGAAGGCACCUUCACUCCUGAAAACGUGACGGGCCUCUGGAAUGAGAGGGAAUGCCUGCCUUGCCUGCCUGGCCACUACUGCAGGCAUGGAAGGCUGGAGGGGAAAUGUGCUGCUGGAUAUUUCUGCCUGGCUGGGAGCUCUCGGGCUGCUCCCCAAGGCCUCCCCUUCUCCUGGCGCUUCCUGGCCGGGUGCCGCUGGGGCCAGGUGUGUGCAGGGCUGUGUCCUGCAGGUUUCUACUGCCUGGAGGGGUCUGAGGUGCCUACACCGUGUCCUGCCAACACUCUCAGAGCUCUUCCAGGGGCUGGGAAGAGGGAGGAUUGCCUGCCCUGCCCACCGGGCCGCUGGUGCAAAGCAGGGGACUCGGAGGCCCAUCCCUGCCCUUUGGGACACUACUGCUUUGGGGGCAAUGGCAGUGACCACAGCAGUGUCCUGGCCCCUCAGGAGUGCCCUCCACAGACGUUCCGUGGGCACCCGGGAGCCCGGAGCUUGGCGGAGUGCCAGCCCUGCCCUCCGGGCUAUCACUGUCCCUUAUCAGGCCUGACCAGGUUUGAGGAUUAUCCCUGCCCCCCUGGAUACUGGUGCCCUGGCAAAGGGGACACUUUCCUCUGUCCAGCUGGCACUUCCAGGAUCCAGCCUGGUGCAAAAUCCUUGGAAGAGUGUGAUCCCUGCUCGCCUGGAUACUACUGCCCGGACCCAGCUCAGACAGGGCUCCCUAACACCCAGGGAAUACCUUGCAAACCUGGCUAUGAGUGCCCAGCAGGGUCAAUAAAUCCCAAGCCCUGCAGGCCUGGCUUUUACUGCAGUGCCCUGACAGGAGAGCCUCCCCUGUGUCCUGCUGGGUACCACUGUCCUGAGGGAUCCUGGACUUACAACAGCCCCGAGCAGCUGUGUGUGUUCCCAUACUACUGCCCCCUGGGCAGUGCCUACCCAGUGCCCUGUGAAGGAGGGCACAUGGCCCUCAGCCUGCCUGGCCUGAGGGGCUCAGCUGAGAAAUCCUGCAGGGUUUGUGCUGCAGGGACCUUCCGCAGUGACCCCCUGAUCUCAGCACCCUGCCAGCCCUGCCCAGCUGGCUUCACCUGCCCACCAGGCAGUGACAGCUACCACCAGCAGCCUUGUCCCCGUGGCCACUACUGCCCUGCUCUGGCCCCGGCCCCGCUGCCCUGUCCCCCGGGCACCCACAGGAGCAGCCACUUUGGCAAGCACCCAGGGGACUGCCAGGCCUGUCCUGCUGGCACCUUCAACCACCUCCCUGCCCAGGCUGCCUGCUUCCCCUGUGGCAGCUCUUCUUCCUCUCAGCCAGGUGCCACCAGCUGUACCUGCCAUGGGCUGAACAGGGCUUUCCAGCACUCAGAUGCCUCCUGCAUCUGCCAGGCAGGUUAUGUUUAUUACGAUGAGAGAGGCAAGAAAGACCCUGAUGGCAACAGUGAUCAGGAUUGCCGACCUCAGGUGGAUGAGCUGUGUGCCCCUGGCGAGGUCCGGCUGGCGUCCACGCGCCGCUGCGUCGUCCCCGAGCGCCACGACUGCGCUCCCGCCUGCGGGCCGGCGGGAGGGGAGCUCCACGCACAGCUGGGCAUAUGUCACUGCAAGCAGUACGUCUCUGCUGAGGAGCUCUGUGACCAGCUGUGCCUGCUGAGAGCCCCACGGAUCUCCCUAGGCUUUGGCACCCACAGAGAGCUGCUGCUCAGGAUGAACGAGGGGGAAGUGAGGGAGGUGUCAAACGUUCUGGGCCCAGAUGAGCACGUGCAGAGCAGCCAGAGGGUGCAUUUGGUGCUGUUCAGCCCGUGGGGAGUGCUGGGUUUCAUUGUCUCCAGCACAGAAGUGCUGGAUGCAUUUCUCACAGGAGAUUUUUCCUCAGAUCAGCUGCUGCAGAAAGGGCACAGAGCCCAGAGGAGUUCCCCCAAAGACAGCCAGGCCUUGCCCCUCAUCCCUAACCCAGUGGUGUGCCUGGAAGCAGGGGACACGAUCCUCUUCCAGCUUAGCAUCAGUUCCCAGGACCGGGCCUCCAGCCAUUACCCCGUUUACCAGAAGCAGCAUCUCUAUAACAACAACCCAGGCUGGGAUUUUGGACCUUUCCGAAGGCUGGACUACCUGAUCCAGGAGACUCAGCUCAACAUCUCCUGGUUUGCCCAUGUUUUCCUGGAGCCUGGGACAUACGUUUUCAGGGACAGCUCCGUUCAGGAACACUUCCUGAUUGUGACAGUGAACGAAGCAAACGUGAGCUGUGACCCUGGGGACUUGUCCUUCCAGCCCUCCUCCCUGUUCCAGCUGGCCAGACACGGCAUUUUGAAGCAGCAGGAUCUGAACCUGGCUCCCAACUGGGCUGCUAUCACAGCGAUCCUUUUUGUCCUUGGCUUCCUCGUGCUGGUGCUGACUACCCUGGCCAUCGUGCUCCAGCCUGCUGGCCCCAAAAUCAGCCCCCUGAAGAGCUGGAAGCCACGAUGGAGGAGCCUGGGAGAGCCACACAUCCCACCAGAGUACAUCCUCCUCAAGGACAGCCUCAAGUUCUAUCAGAUGCUUGGUCCUCGUGGGUCUGGAGAAGAUGCUGGCUCUGGAGAGAAAGGGGCAGUGCCCAAUGCAGAACACAGCUUUACACCCCGGCUCCUGGAGGAUUUCAGUGUUCGUACCCUCUAUGACAAGCUGGAGGAUCAGAAUUUGCACCUGGCCUCUCAGCUGGCAAAGCACAGGAUGGACGUGCUGGUGUUCCAUAACGGGAUCAGCCAGCGGAUCCAGAGCCUCAUGGACACAGUGCAAGCUCUGGACUGGGAAGCCCUGAAAACCUUUUCCAGGCAAGAGAACUGUGGGCAGAAACCUGCAGAGCAGAGCUGGGCAGCAGUCGGUGCUGAGCUGUGGGACGGACAUGGGAAUUUAACAGGUGCCCCAUGGCAGGAGGUGACAGAGUUAAUGAGGGCUCUGGAAGGGCUGCUUGGGAACACUCCUGACAGGAACAGAGCUGCGAAUCCAGAGACGGAGCUCGAGAUCCAAGCACAGGCUGCAGUGGGAGCUGUACCCUCCCUGCACAGCCUGACCAGUGAAAAUAAAUCAGAAGGGCAGGAUCCUGAGCUGCCUCAGCUUUGGGAGCUCUUCAGCACGAAAGAUGCUUUUUCCAGCCUCCCUGGGCAUGAAGAGCAUGGUUUGGAUCUCCAGUUGGUUUAUCUGACUGAGCUGGAGGUGGAGGGCCUGGUGGCAGCUUCCCCCCUUGCCAAGACCCUGUGUGAGAUCAAGGAAGCUUUGAUGAAUCUCCAGCAACCCUCAGCCCUUGACAGCAAACACCAAACCAGCCUGGGGAGCUCAGCCUUGUUCUGACUGCUGGAUUCCUGGGAUGAAGCUCUGCUGCUGGAAUAAAGAGGAGCUGCAUUGCUCAGAGCAUUGGAGGGACAGAAGCAGGAAUAUCUCAUGUUCUGCACUGUAAAAUAGCCACCAACUCACUUCCUGGAGGAGCUGAACUUCUCCUGGGCAAUGGAUAAAGUUGGACUGGGGAGGGAGGGGGUGUCUGGGACAGAGCAGCUUUACCUGAGGUAUCAGAACAGACAUUUAUUUAAUUAAGGAUGUAUUUGGUCAAAUAUGGGAUGAGUAAUCCAUAUUCUUUUUGCUUAACCUUGAAAUAUUUUCACAUUUGCCGUGGAUUAUCAGUAAUUUGGAGGCUGAAGUCCUUGGUGUUGCUAAUUUCAUGUUUUAGUUGUUAAGUCAAUAAAGCAAUAAACAGAAAGA
Corvus hawaiiensis (hawaiian crow) is the source of this 12934-nucleotide messenger RNA. Its product is annotated as SCO-spondin-like. The transcript has 80 exons. The record is from RefSeq and is a predicted model, not a curated record. Lineage: Eukaryota; Metazoa; Chordata; Aves; Passeriformes; Corvidae. Bases 536 to 12529 code for a protein of 3997 amino acids.